AUGAGAGGGAGAACACAGAUUGUGGAAGCGUUGAUCAAAGCAGAGCCCGAGUCUCUACGCCCCCGUGACCGAGACAAAACCACUGUUUUUCACUUGUGUGUCAAAUACAACCAUUUAGAGACUCUCGAAACUUUGGUGAAAUUGGACUAUGCCACUGCCAAGAUCACUGAACGAGAGCCUGCUUCCCACUUCUUUACGCACCCUGAUACUGCUGGCAACACUAUUCUCCAUUUAGCUGUCCCAUUUAGCUGUCAAGCUGUAAGGUAUCUGCUGUCAAUUCCAGGAAUAAGAGAAUUGGAAAGGACGCAGAACCGGGAAGGCCAUACAGCCUACGAUAUCCUCGAACGUAGUCCAGAAGACAGGAAAACCGCCGAGUUGAACCUCAUCAUGUUGACAAAGGACGACGUUGGAAAUUCAGAAACAUCGACUAUGUUGCAGUGUAUUGGAGACUGCUUUAAGAAGACUUUCAAAUGGAUGCGUAAUCGGUUGACCCAUGGGGGUAAUACUAAUUGGUUAGAAGAGAUGAGGGGGAAUCUGAGUGCGGCAUCUAUUUUCAUAUCAACUAUAACCUUUCAAGCUUUAAUUAAUCCACCAGGAGGCUUCAUUCAACAAGGCUUAUCAUCAUCUCAAGACAAUAAUACCAUCUCAUCAUCUGAAUACUUCAAAACCACCUUAUUACCAUCUAAGCCCCUCGACUGCAUGAAUCCUGAUGAUGGAGACUAUUGUCCUGGAGAAGCAGUCUCGUCCUUUGGUCACCAAGAUGAAUUUAUAUUGUAUGUGGAAUUUCUUACUCUCUCUUUCUAUGCGUCACUUUGUGUCACUCUCUUGCUUGUAAGUGGAGUUCCUUUGCAGAAUAGCGCUGCCAUAUGGAUUCUAUCCAUAGGAAUGUCUCUCACUCUCUUCUUUCUUGCACUUGCAUACAACUUUGCCGUCAGAAUUAUGGUCCCAGAUCAUCUUUAUGAAGACGUAGUGUUCAUCCUCAGUAAUAUCGGAUUAGCUGUUUGGGUUUGUGAGUUUCUUCAUCUAAUUGGGUUGUUUAACGCACUGCGCUUUCUCAUUUGGAUGGUGAAGAAAUGUUGCCAGAUUAUCAAUAAGUUAAAAAGUCUUUGCUGCUGA
Molecule: messenger RNA, 1116 nt
Organism: Neltuma alba
Lineage: Eukaryota; Viridiplantae; Streptophyta; Magnoliopsida; Fabales; Fabaceae
Exons: 2
Coding region: 1-1116 (371 amino acids)
Cellular component (GO): plasma membrane
Molecular function (GO): protein binding
Source: RefSeq, a predicted model, not a curated record